Molecule: messenger RNA, 660 nt
Organism: Prorocentrum cordatum
Lineage: Eukaryota; Dinophyceae; Prorocentrales; Prorocentraceae
Source: the annotation of a GenBank genome assembly
AUGAGGCGCGGCGGUGAGGCGAGCGACAUUUUCUUACCAGCCGAGAGGCCCCACCCGUGGCUGCACGAGCGCCUGCGGCGGGUGCGGGCAGUGGACGGCGGGGCGCUGGCCAUCGAACGGCUCGUCGGCUCGGUGCUCAGCAACAGGCACAGCGACCCGUCCGGGGGCCACGCGGACCGCUUCGCGCCCCUCCCGCGCACGGGCCUGACGCUGAACCACGACUGGCUGCACAUGACCCCAGGCGCUGUCGGGUGUGCGCUGUCCCACCGCGCCGUCUGGGAGCGGCUGGCUGCGCCCUGCGAGGGGGCGGAGCCGCUGUCGUGGGCGCUGGUGCUGGAGGACGACCUGCUGUGGGUGGCGCCGGACGCGCGGCGGCGCCUGGCGGAGGCGGUGGGCCUGCUGCCUCCCGGAUGGCACGUCUGCUACGCCGGCUGGCACGGCCAGGGCAUCUUGCGGCUGGCCUUGGGGGCGUGCGCCGAGGGCCCCUGCCCGGCUGUGGAGGCGCCGGGGGGGCCCAGCGGCGCCGAUGGGCACGUUCGCUUACCUGGUCAGCAGGUCGGGCGCAGCGCCUGCUGUCGGACGGGGCGGUCUUCCCCCUGGACUUCCAGCUCGACGCCCAGCUCAACUACCUGUACGCGUCUGGCAGCGUUCGCGCGUACC